UGUGGGGAUUUGAACCCUAGUCUCAUUUUGUUCUCACAACAACCCUGUGAGAUAGUAGGUUACACUGGCCCAGGCAGGGUUAUUCAGUGAGCAAAUAGGAUUUCUUUUAAUUGUGCUAUCAACCUGCUUACUUCCACUCUGACUGGGGGAACUUGCAGCAUGGGGAAGAGAUGGGGGCACAUCACAGCUGAAGUUCACCCAUAUAGGAGCAUUAUCUCUUGUUUAUUACAGAGAUGCCUGUUGCAGGUUUUGCUGCUGAGAGCAGCAGUCAGUUAGUGCGGCCACUUGAGUCACAGCUUGUUGAUCCUGAGGAGGCAAAACUAGAAAGUGAGGUUCAGAAAGGAGGCCCUGUCCACGAGGAGGAGGAGGGCAUGAAGCAGUGCCAGUUGCCCACAGCCACAUCUGCAGAACAGCAAGUACCAUGGUUUGGCUUUGAGAAAGCUUGUACAUUUGUGAGCCAGAGUGGGAAAAAUGUUGUUGUACGAUGCAAUUACUGCCUUCCAAGGAUCAAAAAUCUGAGAUCAGCUGUUUCCUCCUCAUCCAAUGUGAAGAAACAUUUUGAGAGGGCACACCCUGAGAAGCUGAGAGCAAUUGAAGAAGCAAUAAAGGCAAGGAGACGUGGCCUUCCUGAACCAAUGCAUGACACCCCUCCUCCCAAAAUGCUGAAGCAGCAGCAGACAACCCUUGAGAGGAGGGGAUCUGGCAGGGAUCUGCUUCUUCUGGCAGCCUGCGUACACCCUCGCUUCAAACUAGAUCGACUGGAAUCGUGUCAGGCCACCAUUCAUACCAACAAAUACACAAUGGAAGCCUUGUUGAAAGCUGAAAUAAAGAUGGGUGUACUUAAUGAGGACAGUGAUCAGUCUUCAGAUAAAGACCAGGAAGGAGAUGACUUAGAAGAUGACUUCUUUAACUUUCUGCCCCAGGGCAAGAAGUCAGCAGUGGACACUGCUGAGGAGGAACUGGUGAGGUACCUGAGGUCUCCCAGCAGGGAAGUGUCAUCACUCCAUGGCUUUCCACAUGUGCUGCGGUGUUUUUUGCAGCACAACACAGGCAUGCCUUCAAGCGCCGCAGUAGAACGCCUGUUCAGUACUGGUGGCAACGUAAUGACUGUAAAAAGACAUUCCUUGUCUGACAUGCUCUUUGAGCAUCUUGUUCUUUUGAGACAUAACAGAAACAUAUUAUAAAAGCAUUUCAAGUGUAAAAUUUGAUUUCAAGAGUUGGGGUAACUUCAUUGCUUGGGGGGAUGUGAGAUUCUGU
Messenger RNA from Rhineura floridana, 1257 nucleotides. RefSeq lists its product as uncharacterized. NCBI's taxonomy places the organism in Eukaryota, Metazoa, Chordata, Lepidosauria, Squamata, Rhineuridae. Gene Ontology annotation, molecular function: DNA binding. The record is from RefSeq and is a predicted model, not a curated record. Bases 234 to 1184 code for a protein of 316 amino acids. The transcript is spliced from 3 exons.